This is a messenger RNA of Pseudophryne corroboree (corroboree frog), 753 nucleotides long. Its product is annotated as gastrula zinc finger protein XlCGF71.1-like. The record is from RefSeq and is a predicted model, not a curated record. Gene Ontology annotation, molecular function: DNA-binding transcription factor activity, RNA polymerase II-specific; RNA polymerase II cis-regulatory region sequence-specific DNA binding. Gene Ontology annotation, cellular component: nucleus. NCBI's taxonomy places the organism in Eukaryota, Metazoa, Chordata, Amphibia, Anura, Myobatrachidae. The coding region runs from base 1 to 753 and encodes 250 amino acids. Gene Ontology annotation, biological process: regulation of transcription by RNA polymerase II. The transcript has 6 exons.
AUGACAGAUCUAGAGAAGAUCUUCAUGGAAGAGUGGGACAAAAUACCUGCUAUAGUGUGGGCAAACCUGGUCAAGAACUACAGGAAACGUUUGACCUCUAGAAGUCACACAGGUGAGAAGCCGUAUUCCUGUUCUGAGUGUGAGAAAUGUUUUGCAUCUAAAUCAGAACUUGCUAAACAUCAGAGAAGUCACACAGGUGAGAAGCCACAUCAGAGAAGUCACACAGGUGAGAAGCUGUAUUCCUGUUCUGAGUGUGGGAAACGUUUUACAUGUAAAGCAAAUCUUGUUAGACAUCAGAGAAGUCACACAGGUGAGAAGCCGUAUUCCUGUUCUGAAAGUCACACAGGUGAGACGCCAUUUCCAUGUUCUGAGUGUGGGAAAUGUUUUGCUAAGAAAAAAGCUCUUGUUAUACAUCGGAGAAGUCACACAGGUGAGAAGCCAUUUCCGUGUUCUGAGUGUAGGAAAUGUUUUUCAUUGAAAGCAAAUCUUGUUAGACAUCAGAGAAGUCACACAGGUGAGAAGCCGUAUUCCUGUUCUGAGAAAUGUUUUACAAGGAAAUCAGCUCUUGUUAGUCAUGAGAGAAGUCAGACAGGUGAGAAGCCGUAUUCCUGUUCUGAGUGUGGGAAAUGUUUUGCACGGAAAUCCGUUCUUGUUAAACAUCAGCGAUUUCACAGUGGCAGCCCUUUGGAUCUCAUAUUGAGUCAACAGCAACAGAUUCCAAAUGCAAAUGUCAUACCUGGUAUCUACUCCUGA